Messenger RNA from Mustela erminea (ermine), 5301 nucleotides. RefSeq names its product tousled like kinase 2 (gene TLK2). The record is from RefSeq and is a predicted model, not a curated record. Gene Ontology annotation, biological process: chromosome segregation; peptidyl-serine phosphorylation; intracellular signal transduction. Gene Ontology annotation, cellular component: nucleus. Bases 423 to 2711 code for a protein of 762 amino acids. Gene Ontology annotation, molecular function: ATP binding; protein serine/threonine kinase activity. Lineage: Eukaryota; Metazoa; Chordata; Mammalia; Carnivora; Mustelidae. The transcript has 23 exons.
GCGGGUCCUGGGCACCAGCGGUUCUGACCCCCCCGCCCUCCGCGCCGCACCCGAGUGGCCCCCAGCCGAGCGGGCCCCCACCUCCCGGCCCGGCCUGGGCCCUCCUGCGCCUCCCUUGGCCUUUGUCCGGCGCCAGGAGGCCGGUCCCGCGCCCCCCGCGGCCGCCCGGGCCCGGGCCCGCGUCAGGCGCCUGGCUCUGUACGCGAGCCCGGGGAUCUGCGGCCUCCGCGGCCCCCCUCCCCCGCCCGCCCUCUCGUGGAGCCCGGCGCCGGCGGCGGCUGCCCGGGCGGGGGGUUGCGGCGCUCAGGAGAGGCCCCGGCUCCGCCCCGGGCCUGCCCAGGGGGAGAGCAGAGCGGUCCGCGGCCGGGUCGGGUCGGGGCCCCUCCCAGGAGGAGCGUGGAGCGGCGGCGGCGGCAGUAGAAAUGAUGGAAGAAUUGCAUAGCCUGGACCCUCGAAGGCAGGAAUUAUUAGAGGCCAGGUUUACAGGAGUUGGUGUUAGUAAGGGGCCACUCAAUAGUGAGUCUUCCAACCAGAGCUUGUGCAGCGUGGGGUCCUUGAGUGAUAAAGAAGUAGAGACUCCUGAGAAAAAACAGAAUGACCAGCGAAACCGGAAAAGAAAAGCUGAACCAUAUGAAACUAGCCAAGGGAAAGGCACUCCUAGGGGACAUAAAAUUAGUGAUUACUUUGAGUUUGCUGGGGGAAGCGGGCCAGGAACCAGCCCUGGCAGAAGUGUUCCACCAGUUGCACGAUCCUCACCGCAACAUUCCUUAUCCAAUCCCUUACCGCGGCGAGUAGAGCAGCCUCUCUACGGCUUAGAUGGCAGUGCUGCGAAGGAAGUGUCGGAAGAGCAGUCCGCUCUGCCCACCCUGAUGUCAGUGAUGCUGGCAAAGCCUCGGCUUGACACAGAGCAGCUGGCACAGAGGGGAGCUGGCCUCUGCUUCACUUUCGUUUCAGCUCAGCAAAAUAGUCCCUCCUCUACGGGAUCUGGCAACACAGAGCAUUCCGGCAGCUCCCAAAAACAGAUCUCCAUCCAGCACAGACAGACCCAGUCUGACCUCACAAUAGAAAAAAUAUCUGCACUAGAAAACAGUAAGAAUUCUGACUUAGAAAAGAAGGAGGGAAGAAUAGAUGAUUUGUUAAGAGCCAAUUGUGAUUUGAGGCGACAAAUUGACGAACAGCAAAAGAUGCUAGAGAAGUAUAAAGAACGAUUAAAUCGAUGUGUGACGAUGAGCAAGAAACUCCUUAUAGAAAAGUCAAAACAAGAGAAGAUGGCGUGUAGAGAUAAAAGCAUGCAAGACCGCUUGAGAUUGGGACACUUUACCACCGUUCGACAUGGGGCCUCUUUUACUGAACAAUGGACAGAUGGUUACGCUUUCCAGAACCUUAUCAAGCAACAGGAAAGGAUAAAUUCACAAAGGGAAGAGAUAGAAAGACAACGGAAAAUGUUAGCAAAGCGGAAACCUCCUGCCAUGGGACAGGCCCCUCCAGCAACCAACGAGCAGAAACAGAGGAAAAGCAAGACCAACGGAGCUGAAAAUGAAACGUUAACAUUAGCAGAAUACCAUGAACAAGAAGAAAUCUUCAAACUCAGAUUAGGUCAUCUUAAAAAGGAAGAAGCGGAGAUCCAGGCAGAGCUGGAAAGGCUAGAAAGGGUUAGAAAUCUACAUAUCAGGGAACUAAAAAGGAUACAUAAUGAAGAUAAUUCACAAUUUAAAGAUCAUCCAACGCUAAAUGACAGAUACUUGUUGUUACAUCUUUUGGGUAGAGGAGGUUUCAGUGAAGUUUACAAGGCAUUUGAUCUAACAGAACAAAGAUAUGUAGCUGUGAAAAUUCACCAGUUAAAUAAAAACUGGAGAGAUGAGAAAAAGGAGAAUUACCACAAGCAUGCAUGUAGGGAAUACCGGAUUCACAAAGAACUGGAUCAUCCCAGGAUAGUUAAGCUGUAUGAUUACUUUUCACUGGACACUGACUCAUUUCCUAUUCUGGACUUUCAUGUGAAUGACUCAUGGUUUUGUACAGUAUUAGAGUACUGUGAGGGCAAUGACCUGGACUUCUACCUGAAACAGCACAAAUUAAUGUCGGAGAAAGAGGCGCGAUCCAUUAUUAUGCAGAUUGUGAAUGCUUUAAAGUACUUAAAUGAAAUAAAACCUCCCAUCAUACACUAUGACCUCAAACCAGGUAAUAUUCUUUUAGUAAAUGGUACAGCAUGUGGAGAGAUAAAAAUCACAGAUUUUGGUCUUUCCAAGAUCAUGGAUGAUGAUAGCUACAAUUCCGUGGACGGCAUGGAGCUAACGUCACAGGGUGCUGGUACUUACUGGUAUUUACCACCAGAGUGUUUUGUGGUUGGGAAAGAGCCACCAAAGAUCUCAAAUAAAGUUGACGUCUGGUCAGUGGGUGUGAUCUUCUACCAGUGUCUUUAUGGAAGGAAGCCUUUUGGCCACAACCAGUCCCAGCAAGACAUUCUACAAGAAAAUACUAUUCUUAAAGCUACUGAAGUGCAGUUCCCGCCAAAGCCAGUAGUAACACCAGAAGCAAAGGCGUUUAUUCGACGAUGCCUAGCCUAUCGAAAAGAAGACCGCAUCGACGUCCAGCAGCUGGCCUGUGACCCCUACUUGCUGCCUCACAUCCGAAAGUCGGUCUCCACGAGUAGCCCCGCUGGAGCUGCUAUUGCAUCGACCUCGGGGGCGUCCAAUAACAGUUCUUCGAAUUGAGACCCACUCCUAGGCCGCGAACUGUUCAGCACACACCAAGUGGACAAGUGGCAUUCAGCAGCGGGUUUGGGACAUAGCGAAUCCGAAUGGAUCUCAUGAAACCUGUACCAGGUGCUUUUAUUUUCUUGCUUUUUUCCCAUCCAUAGAGCAUGACAGCAUCGAUUCUCAUUGAGGAGAAACCUUGGGCAGCUCUGGCCAGGCCUUGUAGGAAAAGGCCCCGCCCGAGGUUCCGGCGUCAACGGCCACUGCGUGUGGCUGCUCUGAGUGAGGAAAAAAUUAAAAAGAAAAACUGGUUCCAUGUACUGUGAACUUGAAAACAUGCAGACUCAGGGGGGUCCCUGAUGCAGUGCUUCAGAUGAAGAAUGUGGACUUGAAAAUACAGACUGGGCUAGUCCAGUGUCUAUAUUUAAACUUGUUCUUUUCUUUUAAUAAAGUUUAGGUAACAUCUCCUGAAAAGCUUGUAGCACAAAGGCUCAGCUGGGGAUGGUGUUUGACUUCGGAGGAAAAAAGUUGCUAUUGCCCGUUAAAGGCACUAGAGUUAGUGUUUUAUCCCUAAAUAAUUUCAAUUUUUAAAAACAUGCAGCUUCCCUCCCCCCUUUUUUAUUUUUGAAAGAAUACAUUUGGUCAUAAAGUGAAACCCGUAUUAGCAAGUACGUGGCAACGUUCAUUCCAGUCAGAUGCAGCUUUCUCCUCCGUCUGGUCUCCUGUGUGCAGGCGCUUCCUUCGUCUCAGGAGGGAAAGCGUCGAGUGGGAGGACUGAGGUGUGUGGGGCUUUGCCGUCGGACAAAGAACGAGGUUAGAAGCCCGCAGCUUGGAGUCUCUAGGUUUUCAAUUCUUUCUUCACAAUUUGAACACUUGACGGUUGUCCCUUUUAAUUUAUUUGAAGUGCUAUUUUUUUAAAUAAAGGUUCAUCUGUCCAUGCAGUCCUCUUGGAUUCUCUGAAUGUAGUAACUAUCAAAAACUGUUCCAGAGGUAGGCAGAAAAUGGGCCAGGGAGCCAGAUCCUCCAGGGAUCAGGAGGUCCUCCCCACGGUCUCUAAAUGUGCUUGCUAAAUGGUGUACCUUUCUUGUUAACCACGAUAUUAAAACUUGAUCAGCUCAUAAGCUUUCCUCUGAUAGAUCUUUUGGCAGGAAACAGCCUCCAGCCCUCUAAAUUUUGUGGGUGUGUGCUGGUGUGUGCGUCUGUGUGUGCAUGUGCACACACGCUUUGUCUAACUCACUUUAAUAGAUUGAGCAAGUGGACUUAAAAAAGAAUCGCAGGGAGAUAGGUAUUUUGAACAUGAACAUUCUUUUGGAACUUUCUUCCCCCCCACAUUUGGUUGUUUCUGAGAUGUGUGAUGAACUGAAAACAGAGCUGAAAUGGGAGAUGCAUGGCCCCACCAUGCCCUUGAAACAGCAGAGCACUCGACAGCAGAGAGGGGAGGAGGCCAGAGCGGAGCAUGUGGUAGCCAGCUUGGAAUGUUACUGACAUAUGUGGCAAGAGGGCUCAGCCAGAAAUAUUUAAAGAUGCAGCAUUCAGGCAUGCGAGUUCCCUGGGCAGGGGGAGGGAAGUGGGAAAGGCUAGAGACGCUCGCUAACCCGAGUGUUUCUUCCGUGCCACUGGUGACACUUUUGCUGGCACCUGUGUUGGUUUUGUGCCCCUUCCCUGCCCCGCGCCCCUCGGUAACCAGGUGCUCUUAGGGGAGGAUGGAGUGAUGAUCCCAGUCGGAGAGACGGUGGCGGGUAGGUACCGCCUUGUGGAGCUCUGAGUGGAAGGAAGGCAGCCCUGGAGCUCUUGGCGCCCCCAGCUUUCCAAGUUACCGCAGAUAAAAAUGUUUUUCCAGAUUUCCAUUUUAUCACAAGUGCUUAUACAAGCAUUACACAUGUGAUGUACAUGUCUGUGUAUGUGUGUGGUACCUCUUUAACCGUGACUUUCAGGCUGUUAAGCAGAGAGUCCCUGCGAGUCUCAAAUGUUGAGCGCCCCGGAGGGAUGGUAUGUGCAGGUGUGAAGGAUGAUGAGUCGAGACAGACCCAGAGUAGUAGGUUCUAUUCCUUGUUUUCUCUUCUCAUUCAGUGGUCUUGCAAGGCCUUUUUUUUUUUUUUUUUUUUUAACUUUUUUCAAGAUUGAAAGAAUGCUGCAUCUUUAAACCUUCUGUCUAACUUCUGCCUCCUCCUCCCCAUGGCUUGUGAGUGGAGCUGCGGGACUUUAUUUGUUCAUCUCCCUUCUCUGCCCUUGUCCUGAAGAAGGUAUGCCCUCUCUCCUGGCUCCCCUUGGUUUUUAGCCCUGGUUGGAGCUGACUGGGCUUGCUUGAUUCUGGGCAAGACCUUUCCACUACAUGGACUAGCCCCAGAGAACAUGCAGAAUGCUGACUUUUUCUAGAUUUUGAAGUAGCCAAUGAAAUCACUAAGUGGGGUUCUUCCAUGACAUAUUUUGUUAAUACAGGUUUCACUUUUUCCAAGGAUAAUCCCUUAUUGCCACAAUUGAUUUACUUUAAACAAUGACAAAAAAAUGUGUAUUAAUUUGUAAUUAAACCCAGCCAGACUGUUUUCGACUUUCCCAACUUGGGGGGAGCGGGGGAGGGUGGGGAGGAUAUUAAAAUAAGUUUUGAGAA